Messenger RNA from Vicia faba (fava bean), 780 nucleotides. The record is from the annotation of a GenBank genome assembly. NCBI's taxonomy places the organism in Eukaryota, Viridiplantae, Streptophyta, Magnoliopsida, Fabales, Fabaceae.
AUGGAUUCAUCACAAAGUCCAUCUACUGGGGGGAACGGGACUCCGAUCUCUCAAACUAAUGAUACUGCAGCUUCUGCUGCAGGAGCUGAUGAUUCUAUGCAAAACCUGAACCAGAUCAGCAACUCCAUUCAGAAAACCUUGGGCCUUAUCCAUCAGCUUUAUCUUACCGUCUCUACAUUCAAUGCUGCCUUUCAAAUGCCACUCCUACAACGCAUCAAUGGUCUUGUUGCUGAGCUUGACAACAUGGUCAAAUUGGCAGAAAAGUGUAACAUUCCGGUUCCUAUGGAGGUUGUAAAUUUAAUUGAUGAUGGGAAGAAUCCGGAUGAGUUUACGAAAGAUAUUAUUAACAAUUGUAUUGGAAAGAACCAGAUUACCAAAGGAAAGACUGAUGCUUUAAAGAAUUUGCGCAAGCAUUUAUUGGAGGAACUGGAGGUAAACUUCCCUGAUGAGGUUGAAACAUUUAGAGACAGUCGUGCUGCUUCUGCUGCGGAAAUGAAGCGUUUGGCACAGACACAAAAAAAAGGCAGAAAAGCAACACACAUAUCCUCAUCGAUCUCACCAUCAGUACCCCUGCCUCUAUUUCUUUUCAAUCACCAUCAGUACCUUCGCCUAUGUUUCUUCUCGACGGCUUCAACGACUCCAUUUGGAGCAUCGCCAUCGGCUUCUUCAAUGCCAUUUGGAGCACCGUCAAUAGCUUCUGUGACUGCAAUAACUUCGGCUAGCUCAUCGACUUUGACACUUUCGGUAAGCUUUCUAUUACUAGUUCAUUUGUUUGCAUAA